This is a messenger RNA of Acanthopagrus latus (yellowfin seabream), 2839 nucleotides long. It is a transcript of the gene gas2a, whose product is annotated as growth arrest-specific protein 2. The record is from RefSeq and is a predicted model, not a curated record. The coding region runs from base 157 to 1254 and encodes 365 amino acids. Gene Ontology annotation, cellular component: actin filament. Gene Ontology annotation, molecular function: actin filament binding; microtubule binding; cytoskeletal adaptor activity. The transcript is spliced from 8 exons. NCBI's taxonomy places the organism in Eukaryota, Metazoa, Chordata, Actinopteri, Spariformes, Sparidae. Gene Ontology annotation, biological process: actin crosslink formation.
CUCCCCAGUCCACAUUGCUUCAGUGUUUUGGAGGCUAACCUGUGGGUCGGUGCGCCGCUGAGUAAAGCAUGAAAAGUGGGAUCCAGCAGCUCACAGGACGAGUGAGAGGAAGGUGCGCACCAACGAGCUGAACCCUCAAGCCAUCAGUAGGGAACCAUGUGCAGCUCCCUGAGCCCCAAACAGCCUAGUGGCCCCGGCCUCACAGACAUGCAGCAGUAUCACCAGUGGCUGGCCAGUCGACAUGAAGCCAGCCUGCUGCCCAUGAAGGAAGACCUGGCCCUGUGGCUCACUAAUAUUCUCGGUCUGGAAAUCACCGCUGAGAGCUUCAUGGAUCGCUUAGACAAUGGCUUCCUGUUGUGCCAGCUGGCUGAGACACUGCAGGAGAAGUUCAGGCAAAGUAACGGAGGCCUGCCUGCCCUUGGCAACAGCAAGAAUAUUCCCAAUCGGAGGAUACCAUGUCGGCAGAGCGCUCCCUCCGGCUCCUUUUUUGCAAGGGACAACACGGCCAACUUCCUGGCCUGGUGUCGUAAGGUUGGAGUUGGAGAAACGUGUCUGUUUGAGUCGGAGGAUUUAGUUCUUCAUAAGCAGCCACGAGAAGUGUGCCUUUGUCUUUUAGAGUUGGGACGGAUUGCCUCAAGGUACAAUGUGGAGCCUCCUGGCCUUAUUAAACUGGAAAAAGAGAUUGAACAAGAAGAGAAAGCACCUCUACAACCUCCCUCACCUGUAUCUCCAGCCCAGCCCCUCCCUCAGUCUCCUUCCACAUCUCCUGCCCCGUCUCCUUCCCCGUCUCCUGCCCCGUCUCCUGCCCCGUCUCCUUCCCCGUCUCCUGCCCCGUCUCCUUCCCCGUCUCCUGCCCCGUCUCCUUCCCCGUCUCCGACUCCCACCAAAGUCACCUCCAGCAAGAAGAGCACAGGGAAGCUGUUGGAUGACGCUGUGAGACACAUCGCUGACGACCCCCCCUGCAGAUGUCCAAAUAAAUUCUGUGUAGAGAGACAGUCACAGGGUCGUUACCGCGUCGGGGAAAAGAUGCUUUUUAUCCGGAUGCUGCACAACAAGCACGUGAUGGUGCGUGUUGGUGGAGGCUGGGAGACCUUCGAGAGCUACCUGCUGAAACACGACCCCUGCCGCAUGCUCCAAAUCUCCCGGGUGGAGGGCAAGACAUCCCCCAUCAGCAGCAGCAAGUCUCCCAACAUCAAGGACCUCACCCCCGACAGCUACCUGGUGGUGGCGGCCCACUACCGCAGCAAAAAGUGAGGACACGAGACUGAAAAGUGGCAUUAAUAAACUUGAAGGAGGAUGAUUUCUCGUCUUUGUUUACCACCGAACAGAUGUGGCUGUGUAACAUAUCCCUGUUCUCAUGCAGCACACUUGUGUAAUAGUGAUGCUUUGGCUUUGUUUUGUCUGUCAGAGAAGUCAGUCAGGUGUUUGUCAGCAGAUUAAGCCUUGAAUCACACUUAAAAAUGUGUUUUAUUUAGUUUGACAGAAGAAGUCCUGACCAGCUUUGAAUUUUUUCUUUUUUUUUACAAUAUGAUGUGUUAACUGGGUAAAAGUGAAGCUGUACGUUUUUUUUUAUUAUUAUUACUAAAUGUAUUUUAAGCAGUAUAUCGCUUACAGUAGGUAGGAUCUGUACAGGUUUAGGCACAUGUGCUCCUUUGAUAUAAUCAACCAGGCCUUGCUGUGUGUGGUACUGGCUGUAUUUGUUGUGGGUGCUGAAAAACAGAACUUUUUCUGAAUGACAAUAUGUAAGUGGUGGACGUUUCAGGACAUUUAAGAAGCCAAUAUUCUUGAGAACCUGGCAUGUGAAAUAGUAGAAAGUAAGUAGACUAAGACUUUUUUUUUACUAAGGCAUGAAACAAAAUGGCGGGGAACGCUGCAGAGUUACAAUAUCCACUUAUUUAAUGCACCAAAGUAGUGACGCCUCGAGCAGCACUCGACCCUGAUGAAGAGCUGUGUUUUUGCUGAACGUCACUACUUUGGUGCAGUGAAUAUGAGAUAUUGGAAACUUGCAGUGAGACGAUUUUUCUUUUUUGUUUCCAGUUUUGCCCACUUUCGACCCACCUUUUUUGGCUUGGAUGUGUCUCUACGCUCUUAUUUUUGCAAUGUUUUGUCCCUCCGCUUGUUUAUUUGCCAUUAGGCUGAUGUGUUAAAGCAACCAACACCGAAAACGUGUGUGGUCAUAGUUGGCAUCGCACUCAACUAUGGCAUUAGAAGGGUAAGUGGAAAUCUUAUAUUCCAAAGAAAGGUAAUUUACCAAAUCUAUAAAUGAUUCUUCACUGUAUUAUACUAUUCCUUAUAACACCUGCCAAAUCUCUCAUACAAACCAAACAUGGGUGAUAAAAUGUUAGCUUUUUUUCUUUAUGUUUUUAUUAGGCUGAUUAAGCAAUGCUUAGAGUGUUUACAGGUUGAAUAACUAUUCCAAGCAAUGCAUUUUUAUACUAUUGCCAUUGUUAAUAAUUAGUCAUUAGUGUGAUAGCUCCUAUUUUGUAUCAUUCCUACGGACAAUCACGCGUAUGCAGCAUGUAGUGUAUGUAUGAUUGUUAAUACAGCAGAUUUACUCAGUUGAGGUUCUAUAAUUUGUUGUAUGUUACUGACCUCUGGAGGUAGUGCAAUCAUUGAAACUUGAUGGAUAAUUUCUUUCUCAAAGGUUUAGAUUCUGACAUGUAAUAGAUAUAAGUCAUCUGUUGAUUCAGUGUAUUAAUUUUUAAAACUCUUCUACUUUUCCCCUGGAAAUGAAUAUAUGGGAUGGUAUAAGAUCACUGGCUAUGCAAAGUACAUACGUCCAAUUUUGGUUUUUAGAUGUAAAUGUUCAAUAAAUUCUCAAACCUUUUGAAAAUUAAUA